This is a messenger RNA of Miscanthus lutarioriparius, 351 nucleotides long. The record is from the annotation of a GenBank genome assembly. NCBI's taxonomy places the organism in Eukaryota, Viridiplantae, Streptophyta, Magnoliopsida, Poales, Poaceae.
AUGGCCAUGAGCACGCGCUUCGCCACCUGCUCGGCGCGCUCGCUGCCCCAGGGCGUACUCGUGCAGGAGCCUCCCGAGCACCGACCGGAGCUUGCCGGCCUCCUCGACGUCGCCGGGGUCGGCAAGACUGCACGUCCACGGUGGGGAUGGCUCAUCGACUCGCCGUACGCCGACGGCGGCCUCAUCGACUUCAAGAAGACAGACCGCGGCCGCGGCAGGGGCUUCCAGCUCCUCAGACGCCGCGGCGGGCACGAACAACAGCGGGCAACAACCCCGCGGGCGGCGGGUCCUGCUCGUACGAGGCCAUACGGAGGCACUGCAAGGCGGAGGCGCCGGCAACGCUGCUGCUGA